Prorocentrum cordatum is the source of this 699-nucleotide messenger RNA. The record is from the annotation of a GenBank genome assembly. Lineage: Eukaryota; Dinophyceae; Prorocentrales; Prorocentraceae.
GUAUGGCCAAGUGGAUUGCGCACAUCGACGUCGAUGAAUAUCUUGACUUCAUGGAUUCGAAUGUCAACAUGCGGACGGUGGCGGAUCCGCUCCCUAAGUCGGAUAGCAGCGACGUUGCGCUUUUGGUGAGGAACCAGUUUUGGGGACUUCUGCCAGACUCGCACCGUUCGGACGCACCCUACCCAUGCCACGUCAACGGAAAGUCACAGUAUAUUCAUGAAGUGGGCAGGAGGAGCAAAGUUAUAAUGCGACCAGAGCACAUCAAUGCGUUGUUUCCUCAUUUUGUCGUCAGGCAAGAGGGCUAUACAGAGGUACACCCAGAUCCAACAUCAGAGCUGCGCUUGAAUCAUUUCAAGUUGUGCACCGCGUCAGGCGAUGGGUGUUUUGGUACCGAACAAUCAGAAUGGAGCAUGGUCAAAAAGUUGUCGGUUGACGACAGCGAUUGGCAGAGGCGGUGUUCAGACAUGCUCUCUGCGAAGCAGUAGGGCGUUUCUGUCUGGGCGCUCGAAGGGAGCUCUGCGAUGUAGCCUCUGCAGAGACCUUGGCCCUCCUCAUUUUUGUACCUCUUGCUUCUCCUCGCUGUCCCUCCCUUUCUGUUUCCAUUACGGUCGUGCUGGCUUAGCUGAUGCACUCUGUAGGCAGGGGUGUCCGCCACUUGUCGCGAUUGCACCAGGGAGACGACCUCGAGUUCGCGGAUGA